UAAGUCACCAGCCCCAAAAAAAUGAAUCAUUAAUCAUCCAACCACCAAGCCACACUAAAAAGGGGGAAAAAUCUUUAUCCCAAAAACCAUGGAGAUCGAGCACCACAGACAACCGGAACUCCAAUCCACCGCCACCACCGCUGCGGCUGCCGCCACCGAACCCACCAAACCCCUAAACGUCAAACGCCUCCUCCUCCUCCUCCUCAACGUCAUCCUCCUCCUCAUCGGUGGCACCGGCAGUCCUCUGCUCCUCCGCGUCUACUUCCUCCACGGCGGCAACCGGAAAUGGUUCACUUCUUUCCUCCAAACUGCCGGCUUCCCUUUCCUCCUUCCCCCCCUUCUCUUCUCCUUCCUCCGCUCUCCUCGCCGCCACUUCUUCCUCAUGUCCCCUUUCCUCCUCCUCUCUUCCAUCUUCAUCGGCCUUUUAACUGGAAUCGACAACUUAUUCUACUCAUACGGCAUAUCGUACCUCCCCGUCUCCACUUCCUCUCUCCUCCUCUCCACCCAACUCGGCUUCACCGCCGUCUUCGCCUUCUUCAUAGUUAAACAAAAGUUCACAGCUUCGUCAAUAAACGCGGUGAUGUUGCUGACCUUUGGUGCGGUGGUGCUCGGCGUUCAUGCGAAUGGAGAUAGACCGGAAGGAGAAUCUCAGGCGAAGUACUAUAUUGGGUUUCUUAUGACGAUUGCGGCGGCGGUGCUAUACGGGCUGGUGUUGCCGUUGGUGGAGCUUAUGUACGCGAAGUCGAAGAUGAAGAUUAGCUAUAGUUUGGUAAUGGAGAUACAGGUUGUGAUUGGG
This is a messenger RNA of Dendrobium catenatum, 796 nucleotides long. Its product is annotated as purine permease 1-like. Gene Ontology annotation, cellular component: membrane. The annotation marks the transcript as partial. Lineage: Eukaryota; Viridiplantae; Streptophyta; Magnoliopsida; Asparagales; Orchidaceae. Gene Ontology annotation, molecular function: purine nucleoside transmembrane transporter activity. The record is from RefSeq and is a predicted model, not a curated record. The transcript has a single exon.